AUGCGGCAGAUGGUGGAAGUUCCGCGGGAGGAGGAGAUCAGCGUCAGAGAUUGCGAGCGCGUCAGCCGCGACCUGAGUGCGAUCCUGGAUGUGGAAGUGACGUUUCCCCACGCAUACACCCUUGAGGUGUCGUCGCCCGGACUGGACCGCCCGUGCGGCAUCUGGCUGACUGCCAGCGAUCGUGGAGGACGUCAGCGACCCCGCACAUCGGAGAUCUCGCUGCAGGAGGCCCAGGAGCUGUACGGCGACGCCGCCGAGGUAGACAUGGAAAUCGAGUUUCCGAAGUCGACCGAGGUGCUCGGGCGCAUCGCCGCCCAGACCGCCAAGCAGGUCAUUUUCCAGAAGGUCCGCGAGGCCGAGCGGGAGAAACGUCUACGCAGAAGCGCUGCUGCCGCGCCGCGAGCAGUCGCGCGCGGAGAACUACACGACCGGCGACCGAGUCCGCGCCGUGAUCGGGAAGUGAACAAGAACGUCAAGGGCCCGCAGUUGAUCCUGUCGCGCACCGACCCGGUGCUGCUGAUCAAGCUGUUCGAGCAGGAAGUUCCGGAGAUCUACGACGGCACGUGUAUGAUUCGCGGCGCCGUGCGGGAAGCUGGCGAUCGGGCCAAGGUUGCCGUCUACUCGCGGGAGCGCGACGUCGAUCCGGUCGGCGCCUGUGUCGGCAUGAAGGGCACGCGCGUGCAGGCGAUCAUUCGGGAAUUACGGGGCGAGAAGAUAGAUAUCGUCGAGUGGUCCGACGACGCGACCUUGUUCGUCACCAAUGCUAUCAGUCCAGCCCGUGUCCAGCGCGUCACGGUGGUCGAUGAGAUGGAGCGGGUGAUAGAGGUGAUCGUCGAGGACCGUCAGCUCUCAUUGGCGAUCGGCAAGAAGGGCCAGAACGUGCGGCUGGCGGCCAAGCUCACCGGCUGGAAGAUAGACAUCAAGAGCGAGGAAGAAAAGCGGCGCGAGGUCGAGGCCCAGUUCGACGGCCUGGCCGCAGGACAAUCCGGGACCCUGACGCUGCCGGCACUUGACGAAGAUCAGAUCCGGAAACUGCACGACGCCGGACUGACCACGGCUGACCAGCUGAGUGCCGCGACUAUCGAGAAAUUGGCGGCGGUGACAGGCGUCGACGAGGAUGCCGCCUGGAGGGUGAAGCAGGCGGUACAGGAACAGAUGGAGGCGAGCCAGCGGGCGGCGGACGAGGCCGCGGCGGACGACAACGAGCAGGAGACGGCGGACGACGCGCCAGGUUCGACCGAGCCAGAAGCUGACGGGCCGUCCGGAGACCAGACAACGCGCUGA
Messenger RNA from Geodia barretti, 1284 nucleotides. The record is from the annotation of a GenBank genome assembly. Lineage: Eukaryota; Metazoa; Porifera; Demospongiae; Tetractinellida; Geodiidae.